AUGGACUCACUCUCAACUCUUGUAAUCAAAGAUAUAUUCAAAUACAUCAUAGAUAGAAAGAUGGAUGUACUUUAUCUUGGACUUACUUCAAAACGGUUCUUUACCCUAAUGUGUCAGAUAACACCAAAUCUCAUAGUCAAUGGUUCCAUCUUGAGCAACUACAACAAUAACAACAACAUUGAUACUCUCACACCAGGUUCACUCCCAUCUUCUCUCACAUCAUUGUCAUUCAGUCACUCAUUCGACCAAUCAAUCAGUGUUGGUGGCCUUCCCAACACGCUCACCUACCUCCACCUUGGUGCCAGUUUCAAUCAAAGAAUCAACAACAACAUACUUCCAUCGUCAAUCGCCACACUUCACUUUGGUUCAAAGUUUGAUCAGAUCAUCAUGCCUGGAGAUCUCCCAUCAUCACUUCAAACAUUGACAUUGUCACAGCUCUCCAAUCCUCCAAUCACGCCUGGCAUCCUUCCACCAACACUCACAUCAUUGUGUUUUGGAUACUAUUUCAACCAACCAUUGGAGGUUGGCUUGUUGCAAGAUUCACUGACAUCAUUGGAGCUCGGACAUAGUUUCAAUCAUCCCAUCCUACCAGGUGCAUUGCCAGCAUCUCUAAAUGUACUGACUUGGGAGAAGUACUCUCAAUUCAAACAACCUCUCGCUCCCGGAUCACUACCAGACUCUCUGACUAGGAUAGUGUUUGGUGAUUUUUACGACAUUCGCAUCCCAGUUGGAACGUUUCCAUCUUCAGGUAGCCUAACCUCUGUGACGUUUGGAUCAUAUUUCAAUCGUGAUUUGGAUCAACCUGGUCAAUUGCAAGACUCUAUAAGGACGCUGAAUCUGGGUCAAUUGGUAAUAUACAGGCCUCAAUCAAUCAAGUUCCCUCCCGAGCUUACAUCACUGAGCAUGCCUUGGAAUUGCAACACCAACAUCAUCGAAUUCAACAAAGACCACAGUCCAUUGCCUCCAUCGCUUCGAUCACUUGCUAUUUAUUACCCAGCCACGAUUAGGAAUCUCAAA
Acytostelium subglobosum LB1 is the source of this 1017-nucleotide messenger RNA. RefSeq lists its product as hypothetical. The annotation marks the transcript as partial. The record is from RefSeq and is a predicted model, not a curated record. Lineage: Eukaryota; Evosea; Eumycetozoa; Acytosteliales; Acytosteliaceae. The transcript has a single exon.